UGCACAUGUUCACAACUUACUCGACUCGGAGGAGAAGAAGGACGAGGUCUUUCUCUGCUUCUUCGCGGGCGGCCCGUCCGGGGCCUCCGCGAAGAUCUCGUCGCCGACCCGGAUCUCGCCCUCCUGGACGACGCGGGCGAACCAGCCGCGCUGCCCGGGCCCGGUGUCUUGCCCGAGCGGGCCGUUCCACGCCGUGAAGCCGUGCGCCAGCCUCGUCGUCUCGCGCGGCCACCCGGGCCACCGCGCCUCCGCCGCCGCGAGCCGCCUCCAGAGCGGGGUCAGGUUCGGGCACGGCUCGUUGAAUUGGGUGACGACGCACCUGACGCCGCCGAUGGACAGCCGCAUGCCCACGGCGAGCGACAGCGAGUUCUCGCCGCCGACGCCCCGCCAGGUCACGUUGUCGCCCCCGAAGCCGGGCUCGACGAGGCCGCCGAAGCCCUCGCCAACGGCCGUGCACAGGAGCGACAGCGCGCGACGGUGGCGCUCGUCGCCCACGACGUCCCCGGAUCCUUUUGGGGAUUUUCUUUUGUAGGCGUUCACGUCCUUGCGGCCGUCCAGGGUCUCGCAGCCCGUCGUGGUCACGCGCAGCGCAUCAUACUUGGGCUUGUGGGCGCCUUUUUUAUUUUUGACCUUCUCGCCGCAGCUCAGGACCUCGACGCGCCCGAGGAGCCUCCUGUCCGCCUCCAUUGGCAGAUCGAUGCGACGCCGCCGGUUGUCCACACCCAAUGCAAAAUGGCACGCGCGGAGAUCGGUCGGACUAUAUUCAAAAAAUAUUUGUGCUGGAUAUCCGCAGCAAUGCGGUCCAAAAACACGAGAGCCGAGGCUGCCAGGACAUGGACGCGGUGCUGAUACCUUAUGGUAAC
Molecule: messenger RNA, 863 nt
Organism: Pelagomonas calceolata
Lineage: Eukaryota; Pelagophyceae; Pelagomonadales; Pelagomonadaceae
Source: the annotation of a GenBank genome assembly